Acanthoscelides obtectus is the source of this 4516-nucleotide messenger RNA. The record is from the annotation of a GenBank genome assembly. NCBI's taxonomy places the organism in Eukaryota, Metazoa, Arthropoda, Insecta, Coleoptera, Chrysomelidae.
AAAUUCACCGGUCGCGACCGUCAGCAGCGUUUUGUAAACAAACAUCCGGUUCAAGAAAACGAGCACCUAUUCGACACCGACAGAUCCGGUAUCAGUUGGCCACGGUCGCAUACGCGAUCCUCCUUUGUCUUCCCCGCUGGUCCUUUAUUUCUUUAAUUCGUGUGCGUACUGGAUCUUCAUUUUCAUUUGUUCCUAUCGACUCAAUUCUCAUUUGUUUUACGGCUUUCUGGUGUUUGGUCUUUCGAGCCGGACAAAGUACGGUAAACGCGUUGGUACCCGGAUUUUCGUCACGGAUUUUUUCGUUUUGGUGUUUUUUGGACCUUCGAUAGUUUUAUGGUGUGUGUUUGGGUUGAUAAGUGCGUGGACAGCCUUCAGAAACAGGAUGUGCGGAUACCUACACGGCUGCGGAAGAUGACUGUUAUCGGAGAGAAAUAUGUAGACGACAUCUGUGCGGACGGUUGCGGAGGUGUUGGUAAUGUCUCCUCCCCUCACACGGCCGCCGGCGAAGACUCCUCCUACGAUUCUGACUACGAGGCGGAGUCCGCGCACGGAAGCACCGCCCACCAGGAUGUGUCGCGUACGGCCAGCGACACCCUUGCGGCAGAGUACGCGGAAUAUGUACAAUGUGGCAACGUCGCAGCGGCUGCGGUCACGCCUAUGGCAACUGCGCAAGCGCAGAGUGUAAUCGGUGUGCAAGAGGUCACCGCGCAGGCGGGGUACACGGCCAGGGUAGAGUUCGCUCUGAAGCUAGGGUACACGGAACGUCUAGUACAAGCGGCUCUGCAAAAACUGGGCCCUUCGCCCACUCAAAAUGAGCUCCUGGCCGAACUGAUCAAACUGGACGCCCCCCGAAGAGGGGCGGGCGGAGCACCAGGGAGCAGCUCUUGCGAGGGUAGCCCCACUGAAGGCUUGGAGGCAGCCCACGAGUUCGCAGAAGAGGUGGCUAGACAGGCUCAGCUACAUCAGCAACAACAGCUCAGGCCGAUUGUUAUAGAUGGAAGCAAUGUUGCUAUGAGCCAUGGUAACAAAGAAAUCUUCUCUUGUCGCGGCAUCAAAAUCUGCGUGGACUGGUUCAAGGCUCGCGGCCAUAAGGACAUCACAGUGUUCGUGCCAAAGUGGCGGAAGGAGUCGCCAAGACCUGACAAUUUGAUCCGCGAUCAGGAGAUUCUCGCCGAGUUGGAGAAAGAAAGACUGCUGGUAUUUACACCAUCGCGUUUAGUCGGGGGUAAACGAAUGGUGUGUUACGAUGACAGGUACAUCUUGAAGUUGGCCGCUCAGACUGAUGGGAUUGUUGUCAGCAAUGAUAACUAUAGGGAUUUAUGCCAAGAGAACGCCGAGUUCCGCAAAGUAGUAGAAGAACGCAUCCUAAUGUACUCGUUCGUGAACGAUCACUUCAUGCCCCCCGACGACCCGUUGGGUCGAUCGGGGCCGACGUUGGACAAUUUCCUGCGGUGCCAGCCCAAGAAGGGCGACCCGCCGCCCCCCUGUCCCUACGGCAAGAAGUGCACCUACGGGAACAAGUGCAAGUACAACCAUCCUGAAAGGGGGCCGUUGCCGCACAAGAGUGUCACCGAGAGGCUGUCCGAACACGCACAGAGGCAUCUACAGGCUCGUGAAGGUGACAUAAGAAAAACACCGCUUGGCCGAACACACUCCAACGUUCCACCACCAAAAGAUCACCAAUCCGCGCAUGCUGUUGUUUCCAAGAGCAGGAGUGUUGACAACGUUGGAUGUUCUUAUCAAAUGAGUCAACCUCCCCCACAACCACCCCAAUCGCAGGAGAACUUGCACAAAAAAUUGCAAAGGCAACUGACACUGAACCCAUCAGCGGAUCCCAGAUUGGGGCGACGGUACCCGGCGCCUAUAGCAAGUGGUGCCACCCAAAUGCAACCAAUGCCAGCACCAGGGACUUCCCCAUAUGUCAGUUGGGAUGUUCAUCAACACGUCACCAGGAUAGCUUCGGCCCCCGAUUCGUACAGACCUUGGCCUCCGCAGCAACAUCCCCAGCACAGGCAUAUGCAGAGGAUAUCUAGUUGUUCGGACACCCAGCUAAACAUCUGGCCACCUCCAGCGUGGUCACAAAGUGGUUCGAUUCCUCAGCUGAACCCCACGAUACAAGAAGACGCUCGCCGCAAGCUGCACUACCAUCUGGCGGCCAUCUUUCCUGAAGAGCAAGUCACACAAGCCAUGCAGAUGUACCCUGAUGAGACGAAUCCGCAAAAGAUAUGCGCUGCCAUAUUGUCCAUGUUUCCCAAGACGUAAUUUGAGAUUUCAGUUGGAUUGGUUUUUCAUUUUAGAGUUGUCUUUGUCACGAAUUUAUGAAAGCGUUCUGAUUGUGGCGCCAAAUCCUGUUAUCAGAGCUCGGAGCACUUUUAUAAAUGAUCUAGAAAAAUAAUUGUUAAGGCUCGCCAGUACCUAGCGUGAGCUUGAGAAUUGUAGCGAGAUGUGCAUUUCUGAGUCAGUCAAGAGGCGUGGCUUCAUCACUUUCCCUGGGGGGAAAUGUGAAGUACCAAACAACGCAACUGACAAAUGAAAAAAUAAUACAGUUAUUUCAUUGUUGAAUAACCACGGACUAUCACAAUCACACUAAAUUUUUAGGCAAAUCGACUGCAAGUAAUUUUCUUUAUCGUUUGUGCAGGGUUCUUUAAUCUAGAAUAAAACUACAAGUUAACACCAAACAGUAGCAAACGGAACUAAUGUAUUCAUAUAAUAAACUAAAAUACCCCUUGAAUAAUCCCUAGAACUAGGGACAUAUCUCCAGACCUUGUCAGUCUAGAGCGCAAAGAGAACCAUAAACGCGUGCUAAAAUAUGCUCCGCGCUCAUCGACUACACGUUACCAUGGUAACAUGGUGUUUUAUUUAAAUACUGAUUACUGACCCUUUUUUGGGGGAAUAGGUGAAACAUUAUGAAAAUAAAAGGUAAAUACGAAAUACCUUGAGUAUAUUAGCCUUUUUUAUUUUUUUCACACAACUUUUUAUAAUAUAACCUGUUAUUAGUAUGUUACUAUUGUUUGGCUGUUUUUGAAGUGUUUAUUGCGAGUAUGGAAUGUUUAAGUACAUACAUUAUGACAAUUAUCGACAUUUUUUUUAAAAGCACACUGCAAAUCACGAGCUUAGGAUCGAUGUAUUUACGCUUCUAUGUUCUUGAUCUUAACCUAAGAUUAUUAGAAAACAUAGAUGUGCAGAGAUCACCAUCAUUGGUUAGAGGCACAGCCUCCCACUUUUCGUUAUCACAAUUUUUUUUUAUAAAAAUACCAUAGAGCACAACCAACACCUUAUACCUCUUAAAAACAAGUGGAUUACAAGCAAAAUGCAAUGGGGGUGGUUUGGCCUAGGGCCGAAUAGGUCUACCACAAUGCUGCCACGUUUCGAGAAAAACGUCGCAAUUUUUCAGGCACCAAAAUACUGAAAAUAGUAUUUAUCCACUAACGGUCAUUUUGACAUUUGCUCUCCAAGAAUGUUGCUUCUGACUAAUGAUUGUGAUCGAAAGCUUUAGAUAAAGUGGUACGUUUUUUUUUGUAACCCGCGUACCACUAUCAAGGAGCUUGGUUUUUAAAGUAACCAGAUGUGAGUUAGAUAUAGACAAGGAAAAACUUCAUAUUGAAGGACAUAUAAACCUGCUUUUGAGAUUGUGGUUUUCGCUGUAACUACUCAUUUUUAAUAUUAAUAAGUUGAUACUAUGUAUCUCUAGUAAAAUUGUUGCAAUUUUUGAAUUAUAGUAUAGUACGUUGGAAAUUUUAGAUGUAUAUUCAGGAAAAUAAAUAAUAGGAUAUAGUAUAAAACGAUUGGAACUACUUGUCUCUGUUCUCCGUUUUUGUUUUAUUUUGAUGAAUAUACAUAUAAUAUUUGUUACUAGCCCUGUAUCAAUUUAGAUAAAUAUAUUACAAUGGUUAAAUUAACAUGAAUUUUGUAUCAAGCGAUUUUUUAACUCAAAGAAGAUGCUACAAAUCAUGAUUCUAUCAACAUUUCUAGGCUCCGAGGGAAGUUAAGUUUAAACAGUGUAAGGCCCACAUUCAUAGUCGACCAUUUGAGGGCGGAGUUCCGAUUGAGGGUUGAUGAAUCCUCGGAUUUUGAGCGAAUAGUAGCUCACCUUCAAGUGAAGAUUCAAUAUUUGCACUUUACAGACUCUUACAUAACAGGUUUCCAAGAUCCUCAAAAUUUUCUCAAUUAAAAUUCUUAAAAACAUCGAGGAUUAUCAAAAUGUAUUUUUUUAAAUUUUCAAAUUUCAAUAUUUUUUAAAAUUAUCAAGACUUUAAAUAUUCUCAAAACUAUCAGGGUUAACAUUUUUAAAAUGUUCAUAAUUUUCAAAAUUUUCAGUCAAAAUCUUCGAUUUUAAAUAUUUUCAAAAUUUUCACCAUUUAAAUUUUCAAUUUUCGAUAUUUUCAAAAUUUCUACGAUUUUUAAAUUAUAUAUUCUGAAUUUCCAAAUUUCUCGAAACCAUCAGGAAUAUCAAAAUUUGUGCUCAUAGUUUUUGAUUUUCAAUUUUCAAACUCAUCUGUUUUCGAUAUUUUCAAAA